This is a messenger RNA of Cordyceps militaris CM01, 2937 nucleotides long. Its product is annotated as transcription regulator BDF1, putative. The record is from RefSeq and is a predicted model, not a curated record. The coding region runs from base 1 to 2937 and encodes 978 amino acids. The transcript is spliced from 2 exons. Gene Ontology annotation, biological process: regulation of DNA-templated transcription; chromatin remodeling. Lineage: Eukaryota; Fungi; Ascomycota; Sordariomycetes; Hypocreales; Cordycipitaceae. Gene Ontology annotation, cellular component: nucleus; chromatin.
AUGGAGUGGCCCAAAUCCGACGCCCCAGCGCCAGCCAGCGCGCCUGCUUCGGAGACCAAGCCGCUGCCCUCUCCGUCGCAGUCGGAACAAAAUGUUGAUAGCAACGGUCUUGCCGCCGCCGACAUCCUCACAAAACCUACUGAGCCACUCUCGUCCGAACCUUCCGCCACCGCUCCCGCCGUUCCCGUCGCGCCUGCCUCUUCUACAGCCGUGCCAGCCGUCAACGGAAGCGCUGCUUCUUCGGAACAUGACGGCACCAACGGCAUUUCUCACCCUGUUGAGUUGUCGAAUGAGAAGCCCGCUUCGCAAGAGACCACUUCCUCUGAGUUGCCCACGCAGCAGGUCGAAGAAGAGCCCACUGCGCUGUCGUCAAUAGAGAUAACAGCAGUACCUGUUCGCGAGAACAGCGACAAGCCUGCCGAUAAAACGCCCCCUGGGCCUGCUGUAGCGAGCGCGCCAAAACCUUCCAAUGAGGAUAAACAGGAGCUAGCUCUGGAGGAAGUCAAGGAGGGAAUCGAGGGACCAAAGGAGGGGGUUAAGCCUGUACCAAGCUCUGAGACUGAAGACACAAAGAUGGACGAGCCUACUGUAGUUGGAAAGCCAAACCAUUCGGCUGAACCAGCUCCAGUUGAACCCAGCUCUACCUCUAUUGCCAACGAAAAGACACCUACCGCCGAACCCGCCAAAAUCCAAGAGCUGGAAGAUGUCAAGAUGGAGGAUGCCCCGGAAGACUCUACCACCACCACUCAAGCUUCUGUGCUGCCUACAGCUCUUCAAACGCAGAAUAGUGCUACACUCCCAACAUCUGAGGUUGAUCUUCAACCCGCUAGCCUGUCGCAGCUCAACAUAGAAACCCAGCCCGCCACGUCCCCUAUCACUGAGUCGGUCGAAGUUGAUAUGAGCGAUGCACCGGCCGUUAAGGUCGCUCGUGAGCGCGAAGACGACGAUGCAGCAGAGGAGCCUGCUGCGAAGCGUGCCAGAACUGAGCCUGAAGAGGACAAGCCGAUGGCUGAUCGUUUCGACCAAGAUACAGCCGUAACCGAGCCUGCUGCUGCUCCUGAUGAGGCCGCUGCCGCUGCUGAGAACGCCCCGGGCCUGGAUACGCUACCGAACUGGAACGAUCCGGAAGCCAACGGCAGACCUUUCAGUGCCUUUCAGCGCCGUGAAGUUCGCAAGACAAUCGGCAGACUGAAGAAGACCAAGGGAGGCGGAAACUUCCGCGACGCUGUCAUUAAGCUCUGGCCACAGCUGCGUGAAGCUUACUUGGCCAAGGUUGAGACGCCUAUGGACCUCUCCGAAAUCGACCGCAACGUGCGCGAGGGAGAAGGCGCUUAUGUCACCUUUGGAGAGUUCAAGAACAAGGCGUCCCUCAUCUACCUCAAUGCCCUUACUUUCAAUGGUCCGACUCAUGAUGUCACAUUUGCUGCUUUCAAUGUCGUCAAAGCUCUUUGGGAAGAGCUUCUCGCUGCACCCGCCGAAGAACCCCCGAAGCCCAAGGCUAUUCCAAAGGCCAAGCCUAUUCGUGAAUCUCGCAUCGUUGCCAUUGCCGAAGCCCCCGCAUCUCGCCGCACGUCUACCGGACCCCGAGGUAGUCCCUCAACGGACGCAGAUGCCAAAUCGGCUGCCGGCGAUCGCCGCGGCUCGGCUGCCACCGAGGCUGAUCGUCCAAAGCGCACAGUUCGCGCGCCUAAGCCUAAGGAUAUUGACUACACAACCAAGCCUUCACGGAAGAAGCUUAAGCCCGAGCUUCAGUUCGCCAUGGAGGUCCUUGGGGAAGUAAUGCACCCCAAAUACGAGCAGCUGAACACGUGGUUCCUCGAGCCUGUGGAUGCGGAGGGUCUGAAUAUUCCGGACUAUUAUUCCAUCAUCAAAAAGCCUAUGGACCUGGGCAAAGUUUCGGCGAUGCUUUCUGCCGGUGACUUUGCCAACUUGAAGGACUUUGACAAGCAUAUACGGCUCGUGUUUGAGAACUGCUACAGCUUCAAUGGCCCUCCUAGCCAAGGAAAUCCUGUCUCCCAGACAGCCGCGGAGCUGGAAGCUGUCUAUACUUCACAGAUGAAGACCAAAGAUGCUUGGCUGGCCAAGUUUGCCAAGGCAAAUGCACCUACCUCGGCCGAUGUCAGUGAUGAGGAGGACGAUGAGGAGGAUAUUGAUGACGGUGCCUCUGCCGAAGACAAUUCGAAAGAGAUGCAGGAGCUGCAGGCCAAAUUGGAUGAGGAGACGAAGAAAUUGCAUGCCAUGUUCGUUCCCGGCGCCAACCAGUCGAUGAUUGACAUUCAAAAAGGCAUUGUCGACAUGGUACAGCAGGCUCUUAUUAAGGCUGUGGCUAGCGCCGGUGACGGCCAGCCCAAGAAUGACAAGAGCGCGAAAAAGGCUAAAGCGCCCAAGGGCAAGAGCGCCGGUGGACGAAAAUCCACGGGCGCCGUCCCGGGCAAGAAGGCGGGCGGCGGUAAGAAGGGCGCGGCCAAGAAGAGCUUGACAGCCUCUGAUAAGGACCAUAUUGCCAACGCUAUCAACGACCUGGAAUACCCGCAUCUAGACCGCGCGAUUGACAUAAUUAAAAAAGACACUGGCCAGAACGAGAAUAAUGAUGGCGAGCUGGAGCUGGACAUUGACCAGCUCAGCAAUGACGCUCUGCUAAAGCUCUGGGAGCUGUGCAAAAAGGUUCUGCCAGGCUUCGCUAAGGACUCUGGGCACUCGGCGCCUGCUGCACCCGAGCCGGCCCGGCCGUCCAAGUCCAAGACAACGGCCGGCAAACCCAAGAAGAACAAGCCUAUGAGCGCACAGGAGCAGGAGGCAAGAAUCGCACAGCUCACAGCUCUACGACAGAUGUACAAAGAUGGCGGUGAUGGGCCUGAUGCUGUCGGCCCUGGCGGAUUCACCAUGGAGCCGAGGCUUGCAGACUCAAGCGACGACUCAGACUCGGAAGAAGAAUGA